AACACUUUCAGUUGAGCAAUUUUCGCACCUUCUAGUAUAUUUAUUACACAUAUAAAGCUAUAAAUAUCUAAAUAACCAUGUUAUACAUUCCAGAGAUUUUUUUUUACACCGUAUGACACUUUAAUGUCCGCGUAGUCGCUUAAAAUAUUUUGCCUCAGUUAGCCUUGCGCUAGCGCUGCAAGCGCGGCCUACUGCAGCCUCGGGUUUUCCUGAUAACUUAGUCCGCAGCGGGAAAUAAGACACCCGGGAGUGCGCGCGUUUGUAGUCCUGUCUUUCAAAUGCGCAGUACUCCACAUUAGAAAGGGAUGAUUUAGAUGACUACCAAAAUGGGAACAGAAAGUUGUUUAAGCAGUUCUCAGAUCAACAAGGUUGACAACGAAAAACUGGUAAGACCAAAAGCGCAGCUGAAAAGCCUGUUAGAGGAUGCAGGUGCAGAUAAAGAGGUUUUCACCAUGAAGGAGGUUAUGUUUUAUUUAGGGAAGUAUAUCAUGAGCAAGGAGUUGUACGACAAGCAGCAGCAACACAUUGUUCACUGUGGAGAGGAUCCUCUUGGUGCUGUUCUCGGGGUGAACAGCUUCUCCGUCAAAGAGCCCCGAGCUCUCUUUGCAUUGAUUAACAGAAACCUUAUUACAGUUAAAAAUCCAGAUACUCAUUCCACCUUCUCUGAACCCAGAAGUCUAAGUGAACCAGAUCGAGGGCCCGGGGACACUGAUUCAGACUCUCGCUCAUCUACCUCACAGCAGCAGCGCAGGAGGAGGAGAAGCAGUGAUCCUGAGAGUACUUCAGCUGAAGACGAGCCCAGGGAACGCAGAAAGAGGCACAAGUCCGACAGCUUCUCCCUGACAUUUGAUGACAGCCUGUCUUGGUGUGUGAUUGGCGGCCUGCACCGGGAGAGGGGGAACAGUGAGUCUUCGGACGCACAAAGCAACUCUGAUGUAGGUAUCUCUCACAGUGAGGGCAGUGAUGAAAGUGUGGACUCUGACUCUGAUAACUUCAGUGUGGAGUUUGAGGUGGAGUCCGUAGACUCUGACGCCUACAGUGAGAACGAUGAGGAUUCAUUGCCAGGAGAGAACGAGGUGUAUGAAGUCACAAUCUUUGCUGAGGAGGAAGAUUCGUUUGAUGAGGAUACCGAGAUAACCGAGGCAGACUACUGGAAGUGUGCCGGAUGUAACGAGCUCAACCCUCCUCUUCCUCGGAAUUGCAAAAGCUGCUGGAAAGUCCGACCUGGUUGGCUUCCAGAAACAUACUCCAGCAGUGAAAACACCUCCACUAACAAUCAACCCAGCACAGAAGACGCCAGCAUCCCCACAACUCCCAGCUCAGUCUCAGAUGACAAACUGCUUCCUACCAAACCCUCAAGCCCUCUUCCAGAAACAGACGAAGGAGUGGACAUGCCCGACGGCAAGUGCUCGCAAUCUCCCGGCGUCGCUAAAGACGAAUUAAUCUCCUCCACUGCCUCCGGCUCCCUAACCGAAUCUCAGACCUCAUCAUCGCAGCCCUCAACCUCUUCUGGUGGGGGCAGCAGCCAGGAAGAGACCCCCGAGCUAGAGCGCUACAACAGCCUGGAGGCCUGCCUGCCCGCCACCUGCCUUGAGCCCUGCGUCAUCUGUCAAAGUCGCCCCAAAAACGGCUGCAUUGUCCACGGAAGAACUGGACACCUUAUGGCUUGCUACACUUGCGCCAAGAAAUUAAAGAACCGGAACAAGUUGUGUCCGGUGUGCCGAGAGCCCAUUCAGUCAGUCGUGUUGACCUACAUGAGCUGAGGCACAACAGAUAUACCUCCUCUCCUCUCACAUGAAGUUCAGGGUGCUUAUGUUGCCUGAUCUUAUAGUUCUAAAACCUAUGAGUUCAAAUUCAAUAUAUGUAAUAUGUUUCUUAUUGAUGAAUAAAUUAUUUAUGACUCAAGCGAGGUUUUCGCUCACAUGCUGGGUAGCAAAUUCACAGAUCUGUGUUUUAAGGGUUGAGUUUAAGUGCUUGGAAUUAAAACUACUUAAGGGCUUGCAGAUUCUGUAUACAUUGUAUCAAUUACUAGAAAUGUUUGUAUUAAUUUAAUUUAUGUACAUGCAGAUGUAUAGGUUUCGUGUUAAUUUGCCGCACUGAAAUGUGUUUCUGAGUUGUAGCUCUUGAGACACCCCUUUAAUUUUGUUCCUCCUCUGGAAGGAAAUGCUCUUCUGCAAAGUUUUCUGCUGCAGUGACUCAAGUCUUUUUUUUUAGUGAGGCAUAAUAAAAGAUUAUUUUGAGGCUCUUCUGCUUUUACAGUACAAGUGAAA
Messenger RNA from Carassius gibelio (silver crucian carp), 2270 nucleotides. Its product is annotated as E3 ubiquitin-protein ligase Mdm2-like. Gene Ontology annotation, biological process: regulation of cell cycle; negative regulation of apoptotic process. Gene Ontology annotation, molecular function: ubiquitin protein ligase activity; identical protein binding. The transcript has 11 exons. Bases 315 to 1763 code for a protein of 482 amino acids. Gene Ontology annotation, cellular component: nucleus. Lineage: Eukaryota; Metazoa; Chordata; Actinopteri; Cypriniformes; Cyprinidae. The record is from RefSeq and is a predicted model, not a curated record.